Camelina sativa (false flax) is the source of this 4115-nucleotide messenger RNA. RefSeq names its product putative ubiquitin-conjugating enzyme E2 24. Gene Ontology annotation, molecular function: ubiquitin conjugating enzyme activity. The record is from RefSeq and is a predicted model, not a curated record. NCBI's taxonomy places the organism in Eukaryota, Viridiplantae, Streptophyta, Magnoliopsida, Brassicales, Brassicaceae.
UAUUUGCCUUUGCCCCCCUUCCUUCGAUGUGAUACCUAACCACCACUCUCUCUUUUCUCAUCACCAAACCACCACAGCAAAGAAAAACAGAGCUGAGAGAACCCCGAAACAGAGACCCUAAAGUGUUCAUUUUUUUUUUUUUUUUGCAAUGGUUUGGAGGUUUGUUAAUGGCGUUAUAGACUCUUGGGACUAAACGGGAGAAGAAAGUAGUCUGCAUCUUCUUGAUUUCUCACUGUUUCUCCUCCGCUUUAGAGAGGAAUAGGCGAGGAAUUGAGAUUUAUAAAAAGGCCUUCUUUUUUUUUUUUUCUUUUCUCUGACGCUUCUCUCAUGGUUCGAUGGAAAUUUGUAAGUGAUGGAGGCAAAUCUGGUUUACAUCACAUGAGCAAUUAACGACAUGUCAUCAUGAUGGUCUCACUUCGCAUUGGUGGGAAUAUGCGUGAAUGAUUUUUCAAGAGACCGAUCUUUUUCCUCACUUCUUUUUUCAUUUGUGUGAACUCUAUCUUGUUUCCUAUAUAUACUUUGGAUCCUAGCUCCUUUAGGGCAAAUCUCCUUUGGCAAAAGUUAAAACUAAGCAGCAGUACCAGAAGUGAAGUUUCUCCCAUUAGGUGGCUUUGAUACAAGUCACUUCACUUUGGAAACUUCAACUUUAAGCCUUCAAGUUUCUUUGAGGUUUGAAGCUCCACCCUCAUUCUAGGGCAUAUCUCCUUUGGCAAUUGGAACUCCAAUCACAUAUUGGAUUCCCCUUUGAAGUUUAUCCAACUGGAAAACUUCAGUCCAUUCGUUGGGCAUAUCUCCUUUGGCAUUUCAGAGUCCUCAGUUGGCUCACCUUAUCUCCAGUUCGAGCAAAUCUCCUUUGGCAUUAUCCGAGUCCACAGUUGACUCUAGUUUGAGCAAAUCUCCUUUGGCAUUAUCCGAGUCCACAGUUGGCUCUAGUUCGAGCAAAUCUCCUUUGGCAUUAUCUGAGUCUUACAGUUGACUCCUAUUAUCUUUAUCUUAGUCGAGCAGAUUUCAUCACGGUCUGCAGUUUCAGUAGACCUUUGCUGUUAGUCCAUAUCAGUCAUAUUACGCGCCUAUCAACGUAAGUGGAUUGGUUAAGAAAGACUGCAGGGAAGCCACACCAUUUCUCAUCGAGUUCCUUGGCAGGCAUCUAAACUAUGGAUAUGUCUCUUACUGACUCUGAUUGGGAUAGCUCCAGCGACAGUGGCAGCAGUGAACACGAAGAAGUUGAGUUUACUUAUGGUGGACGGGCUCAAAACAUUUUCUCAAACCUUGAAGAGACCAUUGGAAAAAUCGAUGAGUUCUUGUCGUUCGAGAGGGGUUUCAUGUAUGGUGACAUUGUGCGGUCCACAACUGAACCAUCAGGACAGAGUGGCAGGGUUAUCAACAUUGACAUGUUUGUCAACCUCGAGAGUACUCAUGGUAAGAUCAUAAAGGAAGUUGAUACCAAGAGGCUUCAAAAGUUGCGUUCUAUCUCACUCUGUGAUUAUGUGAUUAACGGACCUUGGCUUGGAAGGGUUGACAAAAUAGUUGAGCGUGUCUCUGUCACCCUCGACGACGGGUCCAAUUAUGAGGUCCUUGUAAGCGAUCAAGAUAAACUUGUGGCCAUUCCCCCAAAUGUUCUCGAGGAUUCUCAAUAUUCUUAUUACCCGGGGCAAAGAGUUCAGGUAAAGCUGGCACAUGCUCCCAGAUCAACUACAUGGUUAUGCGGCAACUGGAGGGAGAACCAGGUUAUGGGAACUGUUUACGCUGUAGAAGCAGGACUUGUCUACGUCGAUUGGGUUGCCUCCAUCGUAAUGGGGGGUGAUCGAAAUUUAACUGCACCUCAAGCUUUGCAGAAUCCUGAGACUUUAACUUUGUUACCUUGUGUUUCUCAUGCAAGUUGGCAGCUUGGUGACUGGUGUAUACUCCCUAGCUCUUCGCACUUUGAUAUAGCAGAGCGGAAAGCUCCAUAUGUGGCUGCCUACAAUCCCAACGAAUGCCAUAAGACAUUCCAAAAAGGGUUUAACAGAAAUAUGCAGAGCUCAAGCUUGGAUGAGCUUUUUGUUAUUACGAAGACAAAGAUGAAGGCUGAUGUUAUGUGGCAAGAUGGAAGCUGCAGUCUGGGAGUUGAUUCCCAACAGCUACUUCCUGUUGGUGCUGUUAAUGCUCAUGAUUUUUGGCCCGAGCAGUUUGUUGUGGAAAAGGAAACCUGCAACAGCAAAAAAUGGGGAGUUGUGAAGGCUGUUAAUGCAAAGGAACAAACUGUGAAGGUACAGUGGACACCACAGGUUGAGAAAGAAGCAACAGGUUGUGUUAUUGAGCAGAUGGAGGAAAUGGUCAGUGCUUACGAACUGCUUGAGCACCCUGAUUUUGGAUUCUGUUUCAGCGAUGUAGUGGUCAGGUUACUUCCACAAGGAAAAACUGAUCCAAAUGCUGAUAAAAUCGUCGCUACAGAGACGAAACACCUACUUACAGAGAGUGACUACAGUGGUGCAUAUUAUUUGUCAAGUAUUGGUGUUGUUACAGGUUUUAAAAAUGGUGCCGUGGAGGUGAAAUGGGCCAAUGGUUCUACUAGUAAGGUUGCACCAUGUGAAAUUUGGAGGAUAGAAAGGUCUGAAUUUUCCAACUCUGGCAGUAUAAAUUCGGAAGGCACUGUUCAAGAUCUAAGUCAGAAGAUUAGUCAAUCAGAUGAAGCAUCUUCAAACCAUCAGGAAACGGGUCUGGUGAAGCUCUACAGUGUUGGUGAAGGCCGCAACAAGAACAUUCCGGAAUGUAGUUCAUUUUUCCUUCCAAAAGCUGCCAUUGGGUUUAUCACAAACCUUGCAUCAAGCCUUUUCGGUUCUCAGAGUUCCACUUCGCAUUCACGUUGCAAUGAUUCUGAAGAUCAAAGUGACUCUGAGGUCCUUGUUCAAGAAGUAACAGAAUCAUAUGAAAUCUCUGAAUCAAGUUCAGGCGAAGUGGAUAUGGCCACGAUGAUCAACUUACCUACUGAAGGAAAAGAAAUUACCAAGACACUGGACUCAACUCCUCUAGAGAGCAGCAGGGAACUUGUGAGAUUUAGACAGUUCGAUAUGGUUAACGACUGCUCGGAUCAUCAUUUCCUUUCUUCGGAUAAAGGGUUGGCACAAUCUCAGGUCACAAAGAGUUGGGUGAAGAAUGUCCAGCAAGAAUGGAGCAAUUUGGAGGCAAAUCUUCCCGACACAAUAUACGUGCGUGUGUAUGAGGAAAGGAUGGACCUUCUGCGUGCAGCCCUAGUUGGUGCCCCUGGAACACCAUACCACGAUGGACUUUUCUUUUUCGACAUUAUGCUUCCACCUCAAUAUCCUCAUGAGCCACCAAUGGUACAUUAUCAUUCAGGUGGGAUGCGACUAAAUCCUAACCUGUACGAGUCAGGAAGAGUCUGCCUGAGUCUGCUGAAUACAUGGAAUGGCUCUGGCACUGAAGUAUGGAACGCGGGGAGCUCCACCAUCCUUCAAGUUCUUCUUUCAUUUCAGGCUCUUGUUCUGAAUGAGAAGCCUUACUUUAACGAAGCUGGCUAUGAUAAGCAGCUGGGACGAGCUGAGGGAGAGAAAAACUCAGUGAGUUACAAUGAGAACGCAUUCCUCAUCACUUGCAAAUCCAUGAUCUCAUUGCUCCGCAAGCCCCCAAAGCAUUUUGAGGUGCUUGUGAAGGAUCACUUCACAAAACGGGCCCAGCAUGUUCUGGCUGCGUGCAAGUCUUAUAUGGAAGGUGUCCCUGUAGGAUCAUCAGUGAACAUGCACGAAAGCUCAACCACAAAUUCCACCGGUUUCAAGAUCAUGCUCUCCAAACUCUACCCAAAACUUGUGGAAGCAUUCUCAGAGAUUGGAGUUAAUUGCGGCCAAGCGGAUUGAACUGGAAUCAUAAAGGUCGGUAAUGUUCUGAUGUCAUUUCAUCUCCCCAACAUCCAAUACUUGAUGUAUAAUAUCAGUUUGCGAGGUCGGUAAUUCAUUCCCCAUGUAGAAUAUGUUUUGUACUUCAACGUGUGAGAAUAAAACUGCUGUAAAAUAGGCUCAUCUUGUAUGAUAAUCUCAUCUUGUAUAAUAUCCAAGGGUUCUAGUUUUGCAAGAACUAUGUACCAUAUUGUAUAAUAAAAAUGAAACACUUGUGUUUGUGUG